AUGAUCUUUAAUAAAAAUAUGUUGAUUGCAGCUGCUGUUGCCCUUGUAGCUUCAAACGGUGCUGCCAUGGCACAAUCUUCCGCCGCUGCUACUACUCCCGGUGCUGCCGAACCUGUCUAUGCUGUUCCCAACUCCAAGAUUGCCUGGAAGGAAUCUUAUCCUUCUGGUGCCUCCAAGCCUGUUCCCAAGGCUGAAUGGUUGGCUUUGGUCAAGGAAGACCCUCUCUUGAAGGUCUCUCCCAAUGUUCUUACUGUUGACGGUAUCAUCCAAAAUGCUGAUCCUACUGGCAAGAAUACUCACUGCAACUGGACCUGGGAUGGUUGUGUCAAGCCUACUGAUAUCGUCCACUGUACUGACAAGACUAUUUGGGGAACCAGUUUCGACGAUGGACCAUACGAAGUUACACGUGAACUCUUGGCCUUCUUGAAGACCCUUGAUGUCAAGGUCACUUUCUUUGUUGUUGGUAAGCAAGUUAUUGCCUGGCCCGAGAUUCUCAAGGAAGCCUAUGAUCAAGGUCAUGAAAUCGGUAUUCACACUUGGUCUCACGCUGAAUUAACCACCAUCUCCAACGAAAUGAUCAUUGGUGAAUUGAAGUGGACUGAAACUGCUAUUAAGGAAGUACUUGGUGUUACUCCUCGUUUGAUGCGUCCUCCUCGUGGUGACCUUGAUGAUCGUGUCCGCUACAUUGUAAGCCAACUGGGUUAUACUCCUGCCAUGUGGUCUGUCGAUUCUCAAGAUUGGAGAAUUACUGCUGGUGGUCAAACUGAACCUGGUCUUUUAGCAAAUGUCACUCAAUGGGCCAAGACCGCUGCUUCCUUGACUCAAGGUGGCAACUCUUUGAUGCAUGAUUUGAACAACAUUACUGUUGGUGCUGCCAUUAAGGCCCUGCCCAUCUUGCACCCUCACGUGAAGUUAAGCCCUGUUGGUGUUUGUGCAGGCUGGAAAAACGCCUCUUAUCUCGAAUCCCCUGGAACUGCUGCCGCUUCUCCUUCUGCCUCUUCCGCUGCUGUGUCUCCUGCAGCCACCUCUGUUGCAAAUACUGCUACCUACAAUCCCACUGCAACUGCUGCCCCUGCAGCAAAGAAGGUUGCGGAGAGUGGUGCUGCUAGCUUCCAAAACCCCAUUGUCUACACAACCGUUGCUGUUGCUCUCACUGCAUUAAUUUCCAACAUGUUUUAA
This is a messenger RNA of Mucor velutinosus, 1179 nucleotides long. RefSeq lists its product as uncharacterized. The transcript has 5 exons. NCBI's taxonomy places the organism in Eukaryota, Fungi, Mucoromycota, Mucoromycetes, Mucorales, Mucoraceae. The record is from RefSeq and is a predicted model, not a curated record. Gene Ontology annotation, biological process: carbohydrate metabolic process. The coding region runs from base 1 to 1179 and encodes 392 amino acids. Gene Ontology annotation, molecular function: chitin deacetylase activity. Gene Ontology annotation, cellular component: membrane.